Molecule: messenger RNA, 751 nt
Organism: Stomoxys calcitrans (stable fly)
Lineage: Eukaryota; Metazoa; Arthropoda; Insecta; Diptera; Muscidae
Product: probable insulin-like peptide 1
Exons: 2
Coding region: 130-582 (150 amino acids)
Cellular component (GO): extracellular region
Molecular function (GO): hormone activity
Source: RefSeq, a predicted model, not a curated record
UUGUUCUACAUCGCAGUUGAGUCAACGUCAACCUCUGUUAAAAAAAACGAGUUGAUAAUCAUUGUAAGGUGCUAUCACGUUUAAUUUUAAGAAAAUAACACUUGAUAUUAUUUUAACGUGGAUAUUGAGAUGGUGAUUGCGGGCGCAGGAAAGCACAAGAUGUUGAAGAAUUUUAUACUUACAUGUCUCAUGCUGCUGUUCCUGGUCAAUAGCACGAUACGAAAUGUGCAGGCCCAUAAACGUUAUUGCGGCGAUAACUUGGUGCAAGCCCUUAGUAUACUUUGUGAACAUGGUUUCUAUACCAGAACCACGAAGCGUGCAGACCCAUUACACACAUGGCAACCAGACCUGCCAAUCAGUGCUGAAAACGGGAACACAGAGAUUUUCUCAAGCCUUUAUACAGGCAGUCCAUUUAUACCAAAAUAUUACAACAGCUUGAUCUUUACACAACGACAAAGGCGACACCACAUCGGUGCAUAUGAUGAGUGCUGCAGCAAGGCUUGCGAGUUAUCUGAACUGUCUGCUUACUGUCUUCCUAAGGAUGUAAAAAUGUCAGCGCAAAAUAGCAUAACCAGGACUUAAGCUUAGUGAAAGUGAUGGUCUUCGAUGCUUUAGAAUAUUAAUUAAAAUACAUAGAAAAAAUAUUUAUAUUAUUUACCGCUUGCUAUAUAAAAUGUAUUAUCAUCAUAAGUACAAUAUCAUCUGCUAAGAAAUCGAAUAAAACAUGUCAUGAAAUUUUUUAGAAAAUGUA